Seminavis robusta is the source of this 2562-nucleotide messenger RNA. The record is from the annotation of a GenBank genome assembly. NCBI's taxonomy places the organism in Eukaryota, Bacillariophyta, Bacillariophyceae, Naviculales, Naviculaceae.
AUGGCUCUUUCAUCGGAAGAGAUAUCGUCGGAAAGCGAGGGUUUGCGCAACCGCAAAUUGACCGCCUCCAAAAAGACCAAAUCCAAACGGUGGAAAUGGAACUACCGAAUUCCUCCCGAGCUGACAGAAGCCCACGAAACUACCUUUUUGAACAUGCAAUUGCGAAAGACCAAUCGAGCCUUGACGGGUACCAAGCAUCGCAACACCAACUAUGAAUUCAUGAUCUUGGCCGUUUUCUUGGUCAUUAUCUACUCGGUGGGAACCUCGUCUCAAAUCGAGGAAAAGGAUAACCCCUUUUUUGUCACGCUGACAUUGAAUCAAGUCAUUGUGAUUGGAAUUUGGUUGUUCUUGGCUACCGCCGUCACCUCCAUGUUCAAGGAAUCUAGAUUUAUCCGGCUGCUCUAUUGGAUGCUGGUGUAUCUACCUCUUCUGGCAUUUGUGCUGGUUCUAUUCUUUGACGAUGAACGGGUCCAGAGUGGAAAUCUCAAUGUCUGGAACUAUGGGCAAGUGGUUGGGGUAGCUCUCAUUGUGGCUGAAGUCCUGGCUCUGAUCAUAUUUGUUACAAUCUACUAUGCCUACCCCAAAUGGAUCAAUUCGGAACGGUUCCGGAAACCACGAAAGGCUGCCAAGUUUUGGAGGAUCAAGUUGCUGGGUGAUUGGACCAUGACUUACCGGGAAGUUUUCUUUGGCAAGUCCACAUGCAAAUACCACGGAGAAACCAACGAAAAUGGACUUCCUCAUGGAUUGGGACAAUGGUUUGAUGAUUCCUACGAUGGAGAAGUCUUGACGGGCAAUUGGAGGGAUGGGGUACCCAUUGCUCCCUUUGUUUCUCGUCACUACGGCAGAGGAGAUGUUUUUUCUGCCGUAAGGCUUGCCUUUGUCAUGGCAUCCGAUGAUGACUUUUCCACUUCCAAAUUUUGGCCCACCAACGAAAAACCACCACGAUGUGGAAUUGCUCAAGUCGAGUGCUCGGUGAGCGGAUCGUUUUACAAUGAACUACCGUGUUCCAGUGUCUUGAUGGAUUUGGGAUUCUAUGAUGAAGCGUCGUCGGUACAGGAAUUGGUCAAGAAUCUGGUGCACAUGGGGGAGGGUGCCGAUGUCAAUGUGUUGCAAAUCCAUGCCGGGGAUCCUCGUGGAGUGCAAAUCAAUGGACACGUUCAUGUUACAUCCGGUGAAACCUUUCAUCGGGUCGAUGAUAUCGUGAUAAAGCUCCGACCCGAAAAGCGCAUGUCUGUCAUUACGCAGUUGUCACGCCCUGGUGGUAUGCGUUACAUGCCAAUGUCGUAUCGAUUUCACACGGAGAAGCUCGUCGCACGUGACGAGGAAGAACCAUCAGAGCAUGCGUCUGCCGAAGGUCCACAACUGGCAACACUGGCAUCACUGCCGUCUCUGGAUGAAUCGGAAGAAUUCGACGACGAGGUAGAAGUGAAUCUUGGACUCGAGGCAGGGUCUUUGCCAAAAUUGCAACAACCCAAUCUGGUUCUGAAGGUGGAAGGAUGGAAACCGGCAGAACACAGAGAUGCACUUGUUUACGUUGGCGGAUUCAACUGUCCCCUGAAGGAGGCGCUCCAAAAUUUGGGACAGUUCAUUGCAAUGACCAAACUAGACGCUCAUGUCUCUCCAAUCCUCUUUGCAUGGCCCGUUGGCACUGUGCUGUCCUAUCAUCCAGCCUCCCGAGGAUCUCACAGAGAACAGAACCGCCUGAACUUUCUAAAGCUCAUGAAAGGGUUGAAAAACGCUGGCAUUCGCAAUAUACAUUUCAUGUCGCAUUCCAUGGGUGUUCAGACGCUUUUGGGUUCGUUCUGUGACGAAGCAGACGGUUCUCGAAGCGAUGUAUCAAGAUGCUUUCGGUUGGCCCCUGACUGCAACGAGGAGAAUCUAAUGGGCAAUCAGAGUAAUGACAAUCUGCUCAUCUGCAAGACAAUCACCAUGCUCAACCCCGACUUUCCUUUGAGCCCCUUUGUUCAUCAUGCCUUCCGUUCUGUGCGCCGAAUAUGUCAAACCAUCACAAUGGUGGGUGAUCGAGGCGACGGAGCCCUUUUUUGGAGCGAAUUCGUCAACGGCAUUGGUGUCAGAUAUGGGUACGAGCAACCAGACGCUCUUCUCCCAAACACAUACAACAAGGAACACCUGGCGUACUGCCGUACCAUUGGAAAAUCAGUGGAUGACUUGUACUUCCCUGAAGAAAGUGAGGAGGAGGAGGAGGAGGAAUCGAAACCAAUUUCAUCCAAAACUGCUCCUACUGCCAAACUCUACAGCACCCGUUCCAACACCGCCGACAAACCCUACUUGCUCUUUUCGGAGAGAGCACCGCUCACACUGGUUCGCGAGGAGACCGAAUUGGAUAAGGCAUGGUUGGAUAUGGAUGUGAUUGAUACGACUGGGCUAGACACCAACAUUGCUGAUAUCCGGCACAAUGGAUUUCUGUUCAAUCCAAUCUUGUUGAAUGACUUGGAAGAACUCAUAAAAACAGGCAAUCGGGCGAUGAAGCGAUCAUCCUUGUUGUACCGUGAUGGCAACCUCUUCAGCUAUUGCCAUGCUCCAUCGUUUGUUUCUGCCUAA